UCAAUAAGAGCUGCAAAACUCCUGUUGAUCAAACCCGGUAACAGUAACAUAAAAUAAUAAAGAGGGCAUAGCAUAGCAUAUAUAGAGAGAGAUCAGUAGAGAGCGCAGAAGAGCAUGUACUGAAGAAGAUAUGGAAGGUGAAAUGAACAAGUUAGGCUAUGUAUGCUCAUCAGUUAUAGCUUCUCUUUGUUAUUGUUACUUUGUUUCAUCCAAAAUUUCACCUGGUUUGUCAAGAUUUUUAUCUGUAUUACCCAUCUUCUGCCUCUUUAUCAUCUUACCUUAUUAUCUCUCCUCUGCUUUCAACACUGCCCUCAUAACUUUCUUCACUACUUGGCUUUCCAACUUUAAACUCCUACUUUUUUGCUUUGGCCAUGGUCCCCUUUCAUCCCCUAAUUGUUCUCUCACUUUCUUCAUCUCCAUCGCUUCGCUUCCCAUCAGAAUCAGGCAAAAUUAUGACACCCACAAAAGAGUACUACCUCUCAAUUUCUCCCUCAAAGUACUCGUAUUUGCGGUAUUGCUCAAGGUAUCGUGUUGUUACGGAGGGGCAUUGCACCACAAGAUGAUCCAGUGUGUGUACUGUUGUCUUUGCUUUCUGUUGAUAGAGAUACUCAUCGGUUUAUCUAACACACUGUCUGGAGCCCUGGUGGGAGGCGAGUUUGAGUUCGAGCCGCCCUCCAACGAGCCGUAUCUCUCGACGUCUCUCCAAGACUUUUGGGGGAAAAGAUGGAACCUCACGGUGACCACUUCUCUACGGGACACAGUAUACAAGCCUGUGAGGAAAGCCUCAGAAGUAGUCCUGGGGAAAAAUCUGGCUCCGGUGCCCGCGGUGAUGGCAGCAUUUCUGGUAUCAGGAUUGAUGCAUGAGCUCUUGUUCUACAACGUCACGCGUUCGUAUCCAACAUGGGAGAUGACCGGGUUCUUUGUGUUGCAUGGGAUAUGUGUGGUGGUGGAGGUAGGGUUGAAAAAUUGGGCGCGGGGGCGGGGGUGGCGCCUCCCGUGGCCGGUCUCGACGGGACUUACGGUGGGAUUUGUGCUGGCGACGAGCCUCUGGCUAUUUUUUCCACCGCUUAUAAGAAGUGGCGCAGAUACAAUAGUGUUGGAGGAGAUGGCAUUUUUUGUGCAGCUUAUGUGGACUCAUCUGACCAAUCUUUUCUCCUCCAUCUAUAAAUAGAUACCAGCAAAUUUGGUAUCAAGUAAAAUGACUGUAUUCCAUUCCAUGUAAACAGUUUCUACUCAAAUAUUACAGAGAAACUAUUCCUGUAUUAUAUGUCA
This is a messenger RNA of Daucus carota subsp. sativus, 1272 nucleotides long. RefSeq names its product probable long-chain-alcohol O-fatty-acyltransferase 5. NCBI's taxonomy places the organism in Eukaryota, Viridiplantae, Streptophyta, Magnoliopsida, Apiales, Apiaceae. The record is from RefSeq and is a predicted model, not a curated record. Gene Ontology annotation, biological process: lipid metabolic process. Bases 131 to 1171 code for a protein of 346 amino acids. The transcript has a single exon.